Molecule: messenger RNA, 1419 nt
Organism: Aureobasidium namibiae CBS 147.97
Lineage: Eukaryota; Fungi; Ascomycota; Dothideomycetes; Dothideales; Saccotheciaceae
Product: FAD dependent oxidoreductase
Exons: 2
Coding region: 1-1419 (472 amino acids)
Cellular component (GO): cytoplasm
Molecular function (GO): oxidoreductase activity
Source: RefSeq, a predicted model, not a curated record
AUGCCAUCCGCACAGCCUGCAACACCUCCUGCCACACCUCCCGGGUUGGAGCCUUCUUUGCCUCUGCCUUCACCAUGUCUAUCGUACUGGCACAGAACAACUCGCGGUUUCCCUCAUCUCAACGCCAACGAGAACAACCCUACACCAGAGACAGCCGACUACAUUAUCAUCGGCUCAGGAAUCUCAGGCGCCUUGAUAGCCUUCUCCCUAAUCUCCUCCGGCGUCCCCGGUAACGAAAUCGUCAUUCUCGAAGCUAGAGAAGCAGUCUCGGGAGCAUCAGGCAGAAACGCUGGCCACGUUCGCCCUGACGCCUUUCGAGGCUAUGCUGCAUACGCUGCUGUCCACGGACCCGAGCAAGCGAAGAAAAUCAUUGUAGAGGAGAGGAAAGUGUUGCACGCUGUUGAUGAGUUUGUGCGAAAGUACAAUGUUCCUUGCGAUUUCGAUCUCACAACUACCUUUGAUGUGUGUUUGACGCCGGAGUUUGCUGCCUACGAGGCGAAGAGCUUCGAGGCGUAUAAAGCGGCUGGUGGAGAUGUGUCGCAUGUGCAGUUUCAUGAUGGCGAUGAGGCGAAGAGAAGGACAAGGGUUCCUGAGGCUGUUGCUGCGUAUGAGUGGCCUGCGGGAUCUAGUCAUCCUGCCAAGUUGGCUCAGUGGCUGUUAGGCAGUGUCAUUGACAAAGGUGCACAGCUGUGGACACACUGUCCUGCGAUCGCGGUGAUGGAGUCGGAGCAUUCAGAGUAUCGAUGGGAUGUGCGAACACCUCGAGGAACCAUUGCGACCCAAAAGGUUGUGCACAGCACCAAUGCUUAUGCUGCAGCAUUGCUUCCUCACCUCAAUGGCUACAUCACGCCAAAUCGGGCACAAGCACAUUCGCUCGUACCUACUUCUGCCUUUAGUGCUAAGAACGCUUUUGCCAGCACAAUGUCGCUCAGAUACAGCCUGCAUCAUUUUUACUCAAUCAUCCAGCGAAAGGGCGACGGAACCAUUGUUCUCGGCGUCUCUAGGUCGAAUCCUGAACUCAGUGCAGAAACAUUGGCGAUACGAGAAAGUUUUGAUGAUGGUGCUUUCAACCAGGAGAUUGUUGAUGAUGCAUUGAAGCGCUUCAAUAUCAUGUUUUCAAGAGAUGGCGCAGAGAGUGAGCGUCAUGGCGAAGGCCUUGACCACGCGUGGACAGGCAUCAUCGGCAUGACACCCGAUUCAGUGCCUUAUGUGGGCGCUAUCGAGGAGCUGCCAGGACAAUAUAUCUGUGCUGGGUUCAAUGGACAUGGAAUGGCGAGAAUCUUCACUUGUGCGCCGGGGUUGGCCAAACUGAUGCUGGGUGGAUCAUGGGAAGACACGGGACUGCCAGAGUGCUUCCAAUAUGGCAAGAAUAGAUUGGUAAAGGCUGUGCGCAAGGGCCAGAAGGGUAGUGUCUGGUAG